Messenger RNA from Nycticebus coucang (slow loris), 1218 nucleotides. RefSeq lists its product as uncharacterized. Lineage: Eukaryota; Metazoa; Chordata; Mammalia; Primates; Lorisidae. Gene Ontology annotation, biological process: Ras protein signal transduction; positive regulation of GTPase activity. Gene Ontology annotation, cellular component: plasma membrane. The transcript is spliced from 5 exons. The coding region runs from base 1 to 870 and encodes 289 amino acids. Gene Ontology annotation, molecular function: guanyl-nucleotide exchange factor activity. The record is from RefSeq and is a predicted model, not a curated record.
AUGGGAGGCCAGCUGGGGCUGACCUGCACCUCUCCCUUCCAGAUCGUCCUUCCCUUCUUCAGUUUGCUCAUCAAAGACAUCUACUUCCUCAACGAGGGCUGCGCCAACCGCCUUCCCAAUGGACACGUCAACUUUGAGACCAUCACAUGCUGCUCGCAGACCUGGUUACUCCUCAGGGCCAGCAGAUCUGGGGAAAGUCCAAUUCAGCAGGUGGUGAACAGCUUGGAGACAGCCCAAGCUGGAUGUAACACAGAUGAGACGGGGCUUAGGCAAGACUGCAGGGGCCAUGAGGCCUGGGAGCUUCCUCCACAGAAAUUUUUGGAGCUGGCCAAGCAGAUUGGAGAGUUCAUCACAUGGAAACAAAUGGAGUGUCCCUUUGAGCAAGACCCCAGCAUCACCCACUACCUGCACACCACCCCUAUCUUCAGUGAGGAUGGUCUUUAUUUGGCUUCUUAUGAAAGUGAAAGCCCAGAGAACCAGACAGAAAAAGAGAGGUGGAAAUCUCUAAGAUCUUCUAUUUUGGGGAAGACACGAGAAGCGCUGAGUGGAAGGAGAGGAAGAGAUGGAGGCAGCAGAAGCCUUCUGCAGCCCUGCCCCAGAUGGCCCCAUGGGCAGAAGCAGAGGCAGUGCCUCACUGUUUUGCAAACCGAGACCCCAUGGCCCGGCACCCACCAUAGUGGCCACAUGGGCACAGGAGACCUUCUGCGGGACCCCAGCCCUGGCAGGGCCCAGGGAUUCCAGAUACCUCGAGGACACCCUGCCUUCAGGACUGUGGGGGUCAUGUUGCUGGUCAAUCUGUCCGUCCUCGGUGAGGACAUAGCACUGCCCCAGAGGGUCAGGCAACUGCAAUCUUGUGCUCCCCGUGAGUGAUGUGUGCCUCUUUGACCAAUGCCCACAGUCUGGCAUCAGUGGCUUGGAGCCUCUGCAGCUGCAGCAGGCAUCACGGUGUGACGUGAGGUGUGUCUGUGCCAGCUCGGAGCCCACCAGGGGCCCUGAGCUUCUGUCAGUGGACCUGUCCCCUACCCCUCCCAGGGGGCUUGUUUCUGCAGCCCUACACAUCCUCCCCUUCUGGAUCCUGCUGGUAUUAAGGAAAGCCUUCAGGUGACAGCUGUGAAAUAGCUCAUCAGGACACACCGGACUCCUGAGUUGACAAUGUGUACAUUACAGUCCUGCCGCCCUUCUCUCUUGUAAGCAUUAGGGUUGCUAUAAACACAUUUG